This is a messenger RNA of Effrenium voratum, 1352 nucleotides long. Lineage: Eukaryota; Dinophyceae; Suessiales; Symbiodiniaceae. The record is from the annotation of a GenBank genome assembly.
AUGAUCGGCGGCGGCCAGCUGCUGCGCAACGCCGUGGCCUACGCCGCGGUGCUGCGCCGGGCGGUGAGGAUCCAAAACGUGCGCGGCGGGAGGACGCCCCCGGGUCUGCGGCCUGGGCACCUGGCGGCGCUCAACGCCUCGGCCGCCUUCUGCGGCGCGCAGUUGGCCGGCGCCGCCGUGGGCAGCGCCGAGGUGGCCUUUGACGCGCGUUCCGCGGUGGCCAGAGCAGGCGAGCUGGUGGUGGACGCGGGCACAGGAGGCUCGACGAUGCUGAUGCUACAAGCGCUGCUUCCCUCGAUGCUGGCGCGCUCUCUGGCGGAAGGCAAGGAGGUGGAGGUCGUCUUCAAAGGCGGCACCAAUGUUUGCUCGCCCCCGGGCAAAGGCCCCUUCCAGAUCAACGCGCCCCAGGUGGAUUACACUCGGCUGGUUCUUUUUCCGGUGCUACGCCAUCUCUUUGGUGUGCAUUUAGAGAUGCAGGUGCGGCACCGUGGCUUCCUGCAGGGCGGGGGGGAGGUCCUGGUGCGCGCCUUCGCGCCCAAGGCGCUGUGCGCCUUCGAGCUGCUGGCGCGGGGCGAGAUCUGCGCAGCGCGGGGGGCGGCGUAUCGCUCCGCGGGAGUGCCGAAAGACGUGCUGCCGCGGAUGCUGGAAGGAGAGAUGAAGAAGCGGCCCGCCGGGGCGGCGGUGGUGCUGCGGGAGCAGCUGCCGGAGGUUUCCGUGCAGUGGGACUGCGAGGAGUGCCCAUCCGCAGAGAAAAGUGACGCUUGCGGCCUGGUGGUGGCACUGGAGACGACCGCAGGCUGCGUCUUGGGGGGCGAUUCAAUGGGCCGCCGGGGCACCAGCGCGGAGAGCGUGGGCGAAGAGGCGGCCCAUGCGGCGCUCGCGGCGCUCGCGACCGGCGGCUGCUGUGAUGAGCACCUGGAGGAGAUCCCCAGAGUCUCGCCGGAUGCCGCCGGCAGGAUCAGCUGGUGGUCUUCAUGGCGCUGGCGCGGGGCACUUCGCGCCUGCGGCUGGGGAAGCAGCGGUCGCUACAUCUGCAGACAGCGCUUUGGCUCGCGGAAGGCUUCGGCGCGUCAGUGCGGAUCGUGCCAGACCCAGACGGCGACAUUCUGGAAGUCACCGGCAUGCUGUGAGAGACUCUCGCCGACCUGUCCAGCCGAGAAGCGAUUUCUGGAUGAAGCGUUUGGUGGAUCGUCAGACUUUUGUGCCGCUUCAACCAACAUUUGGGUACACCAACAAAUGAACUUGCAAGUCAACCAACAACAUGUGCGGACUUUGAUCGAAUCGAGAAAUUGCUGAGGGAUCUCAUCGUUUUUGGUCGACGGUUUUUCACGGCGCCAGCAUGUACAGUGUAC